Molecule: messenger RNA, 1069 nt
Organism: Neoarius graeffei (lesser salmon catfish)
Lineage: Eukaryota; Metazoa; Chordata; Actinopteri; Siluriformes; Ariidae
Gene: ppie
Product: peptidylprolyl isomerase E (cyclophilin E)
Exons: 10
Coding region: 48-956 (302 amino acids)
Biological process (GO): protein peptidyl-prolyl isomerization; protein folding
Cellular component (GO): intracellular membrane-bounded organelle
Molecular function (GO): RNA binding; peptidyl-prolyl cis-trans isomerase activity
Source: RefSeq, a predicted model, not a curated record
AGAAGGUGUCACAUCCUGCUGGUCAGAGGUGAAAGGUUAAAAACAACAUGGCGGCGGCCAAACGUGUGCUUUAUGUUGGUGGUUUAGCAGAAGAAGUGGAUGAGAAAGUCUUGCAUGCAGCGUUCAUUCCAUUUGGCGACAUCACAGAUAUUCAGAUCCCUCUGGAUUAUGAAACUGAGAAGCAUCGUGGUUUUGCCUUCAUCGAGUUUGAGCUGGCUGAGGAUGCUGCAGCGGCCAUUGACAACAUGAACGAGUCGGAGCUCUUUGGUCGGACCAUCAGAGUGAACGUCGCCAAACCCAUGAGGAUUAAAGAGGGCUCGUCUCGACCUGUCUGGUCUGAUGAUGAUUGGCUGAAGAAGUUCUCAGGGAAGACGAUAGAGGAGGCCGAGGAGGCGGAGCCAACCGGAGAAGCGACCAAAACCCCGACCCAAGAGGGUGAACUACCAGCGAAGAAGGGCAGGGUGAACCCACAGGUCUACAUGGACAUCAAGAUCGGUAAUAAACCUGCAGGAAGACUGCGCAUGUUACUCAGAGCAGAUGUGGUGCCCAUGACAGCAGAGAACUUCCGCUGCCUCUGUACACACGAGAAAGGUUUCGGCUUCAAGGGCAGCAGCUUCCACAGAAUCAUCCCUCAGUUCAUGUGUCAGGGAGGAGACUUCACCAACCACAACGGCACCGGCGGCAAGUCCAUCUACGGACGCAAGUUUGACGACGAGAACUUUGUGCUCAAACACACCGGCCCAGGUCUGCUCUCAAUGGCGAACUCUGGGUCGAACACAAAUGGCUCACAGUUCUUCAUCACCUGUGAUAAAACGGACUGGCUGGAUGGCAAGCACGUGGUGUUCGGAGAGCUGCUGGAGGGCAUGGACGUGAUGCGGGCCAUGGAGGCUCAGGGAAAUAAAGAUGGCAAACCCAAACAGAAGGUGAUUAUAUCUGACUGUGGCGAGUACGUCUGAGCACCUGCACAACGUUUGUGUGUGAAGAGAGAGCUUGAAAUUCUUCUGGUUUAAACAGAUGUUUCUUUUGUAUGAUGGAUUUGUAAAUAUCGAAUAAAUUUUUAUAAUGAAAA